GUCAAACAUCCGAGAAUAUAAAACCUGGGCCUCUGUUGCCCACUGCUCACAAAAGGGAUUUUUCACAAAGAGGAGGCGCAGCGACAAUGCGGACGCCUGUUGUACUGUUGGUGCUGCUGGCGGUGGCUUCACACACUGUGGCAAAGCCCAAAAACCGCUUCACUCGCUAUCCAUCAUGGAACACUAAGAUGUACCCAGUCUGGAAAGAUGGAGACCCGAGAUACAAAGACUCCUGGAAAGGCGGAAAAGUGACCUUCAAUGUAGAGAACGAUUCACCAACUCUGACUGGAGCCAAAGUGACCUUCACCAUUGACUUGGAGUUCCCACACAACCAGAAGGUGCAGCCUGACGGAGACGUCGUGUGGGCCGAAGACUGCAUAGUCAAUGGAACAAAAUUCCACGAGUCUGAGCCGGUAUACCCGACACAGAACACAGACUGGGAAGCUGUUUUUCCUGACGGGACACCGAUUAAGAAGGACAAGAAUCCGACCUAUGUGUUUGUCUGGAAGACCUGGGGUCAGUACUGGCAAGUGGCAGACGACGCCUCCUCCUCUCUGACCAUCGGUACAGACGACAUCCCACUGGGCUCCUACACCAUGGACAUUGUUAUCUACCACUACCGGAGCAAAGAGAAGUUCAUCCCGCUGGGAUAUGCCUCCGCUCAGUUCUCCAUCACCGAUCAAAUCCCUUUCGCCGUCUCCCUGGACCAGGUCAACGACAUCGUGGCCGGGGACCUGCGCUUCAUCCAGAACAGGGCGAUCGCCUUCUCCAUCACCCUCCACGACCCCAGCGAGUACCUCAGCAAUGCAGACAUCACCUACAACUGGGACUUUGGCGAUCAAAGUGGAGCGCUCAUAUCCAGAGAGCUGACCGUCACCCACACCUACAUCAGCUCCGGCUCAUUCAAGCCUCAGGUGGUGAUCCAGGCAGUCAUCCCGGAUAAGGCCUGCGAUCCGCCAGUUGAUACCCCGACCAAGGCCCCCGACACCACAGUGAGAGCUCCUGCACUGGCAUCUGCCCUCCCUCUGCUGGUUUCCACCAAGGCCACUGGUCUGAGUGUCAACAUGGCGCCUUCAGACGCAGAGGAGGACAACACUGAGGAUGAGGCCUCCACUGCCUCCGCUGCCUCCGCUGCCCAGGAAACGCCCACAGUGGCCAAGACCCCCUCCCCUGUCAACCACGACACGCCAGCCGACUCUGAUGCAGCGACGGGGCUCGCGGCAGGUGCAAAGCGAACAAUGACCCUGACAGGCCGAGCGACAGUGGUGGUAGUUGCCAAGAGGGAUGCUGAUGAUCCGCCCUCCGACGACGACUGCGUGAUUUAUCGCUACGGCUCCUUCUGCACCGGCAUCGAGGUGUUUGAGGGCAUUGAAAAAGUUGAGAUAACACAAAUGAACAACGCUGUUCUGUCAACCCCAGAAAUGGACAAAAACGUGUUGGAUAUCACCGUUACCUGCCAGGGAAGCCUCCCUAAAGAGGUGUGCAGUGUGAUUCUGGAUGCGGAGUGCUUGAAGCCGAUUCACACGGUGUGCAACAUGGUGGAGCCCUCCAAGGAGUGCCAGCUGGUGCUGCGUCACUUCUUCAAUGACUCCGGCGUCUACUGCAUCAAUGUGUCCAUGGCCAAUGAUGUCAGCUUAGCCGCCGCCAGUGCCAAAUUCAACGUCGAGAUGGACUCCGGUGUUUCCUCCUCUGGCAUUAUCGCCAUGUUGCUGGGUGUCCUGGUGCUUGUUCUAGUAGUAGGAAUAGUGGCAUAUUCCUAUAAGCGCAUCAAGUCCUACCGACCUCUGAAGGAGGACCUGGUUGCGUCCGGAGGCCGGCAGCUCGGCCCGGCUCAGAGCUUCACCGGGGCCUCGACCUUCUGGAACCUCCUGAACAGACGGGGGACCAUCGACAACUGCCCUCUGCUGCAGGACAGGCCGGUGUGAGCCGUCAGCAGCCUGACACACCCAAGUACAUAAAACCAAGUGGCAUCUGAUUUACAGGUGACAGGCGCCUGGCAUGUCUUUUUUAUACUACAUUUAUCUUUUAAUCAAACCAUGUACUGGAAUUACACCGUAGAUAUACUGUGAUCUUUUGUACUGACUUAAAGCACAUUUGAUAAUAAAAGUGUCUGCUUCAA
Scophthalmus maximus (turbot) is the source of this 2119-nucleotide messenger RNA. It is a transcript of the gene pmelb, whose product is annotated as premelanosome protein b. The record is from RefSeq and is a predicted model, not a curated record. Lineage: Eukaryota; Metazoa; Chordata; Actinopteri; Pleuronectiformes; Scophthalmidae. Bases 87 to 1925 code for a protein of 612 amino acids. Gene Ontology annotation, cellular component: melanosome. Gene Ontology annotation, biological process: melanosome organization. The transcript has 12 exons.